Mirounga angustirostris (Northern elephant seal) is the source of this 7418-nucleotide messenger RNA. RefSeq names its product WD repeat domain 3 (gene WDR3). Lineage: Eukaryota; Metazoa; Chordata; Mammalia; Carnivora; Phocidae. Gene Ontology annotation, molecular function: snoRNA binding; protein binding. Bases 314 to 3145 code for a protein of 943 amino acids. Gene Ontology annotation, biological process: maturation of SSU-rRNA. The transcript has 27 exons. The record is from RefSeq and is a predicted model, not a curated record. Gene Ontology annotation, cellular component: small-subunit processome; Pwp2p-containing subcomplex of 90S preribosome.
GCUGUAGGAGCACGGCGUUCGAUCGCCUUUGCUUGCGGCUCAGAGUUAGUGGCGUAGUCCUGGCUGAGGCCCCCGUGGCGCCAGCAGCAGAGGAGGCGGGGGCAUUUGCGGCCGGUUGCUAGGGUGGCGACUGGGAACCUACCGUCCCCCGUGGCCGCCCGCAAACGCCGGGGGCUGGUGCGUGCACCGUGUCUCCCGAGGAUGCUCAGGCAGCAUGAUCGGUGCGCGGAGCACCCCCUCACUCUGUCCUGACUGAAGACUCGGGUUAGGGACGUCUGACAGCUGCCUCACUCGCAGUUUCAGACGUUCUAACAUGGGGCUUACGAAGCAGUACCUACGCUAUGUUGCCAGUGCGGUCUUUGGCCUCAUUGGCAGCCAAAAAGGUAAUAUUGUCUUUGUGACCCUUCGUGGUGAAAAAGGACGCUACGUGGCGGUACCGGCCUGUGAACAUGUUUUCGUCUGGGACUUAAGGAAAGGAGAGAAGAUCCUCAUCCUUCAGGGGCUUAAACAAGAAGUCACUUGCUUAUGUCCCUCCCCAGAUGGGCUACACUUAGCUGUUGGUUAUGAGGAUGGGUCUAUCCGAAUCUUCAGUCUCCUAAGUGGAGAAGGAAAUGUGACCUUCAAUGGACACAAAGCAGCCAUCACUUCCUUGAAGUAUGAUCAGCUAGGGGGCAGGCUGGCUUCCGGGUCCAAGGACACAGAUACUAUUGUGUGGGAUGUGAUCAAUGAAAGCGGCCUCUACCGUCUAAAGGGGCACAAGGACGCCAUCACACAGGCACUGUUUCUACGAGAAAAGAAUCUGCUAGUUACUAGUGGGAAAGAUACCAUGGUGAAAUGGUGGGACCUUGAUACCCAGCACUGCUUUAAAACGAUGGUUGGCCACCGAACCGAGGUGUGGGGGUUGGUGCUGGUGUCAGAAGACAAGAGGCUCAUCACUGGGGCUUCCGACAGUGAGCUGAGGGCUUGGGACAUAGCCUAUCUACAGGAGGUGGAAGACUUAGAAGAACCAGAGCCCAAGAAAAGCAAAGGGUCUUCCCCUGGAAUACAGGACACACAUGAGCCUGAGGAUGGCAACCCAGAGACAGAUGAAACUCCUGAGGAUCGCAUCCUUACAUGCAGAAAAGCUGGUUCCAUCAUGCGGGAGGGAAGGGACAGAGUUGUGAACCUUGCGGUCGACAGGACAGGGAGGAUUCUAGCUUGCCACGGAACCGAUUCUGUGCUAGAAGUGUUCUGCAUCCUUUCCAAAGGAGAAAUUCAGAAGAAAAUGGAUAAGAAGAUGAAGAAAGCUAGAAAGAAAGCAAAAUUAAAUUCUUCCAAAGGGGAGGAGGAAGACCUUGAAGUCAAUGUCAAAAUGACACUGCAAGAUGAAAUCCAACGGGUGACUAAUAUCAAAACUUCUGCCAAAAUCAAAUCCUUUGACUUGAUUCAUUCACCUCAAGGAGAGUUGAAGGCAGUCUUCCUGCUGCAGAAUAACUUGGUGGAGUCAUAUUCGCUGCACCUGUCUGCGCCUGCUCCUCAGCCUGUCAGGACGAGCAGAAUCACCAUCGGGGGUCAUCGCAGUGACGUGCGGACCCUUUCUUUCAGCUCCGACAACAUUGCUGUCCUUUCAGCCGCGGCAGAUUCUGUGAAAAUAUGGAACAGGGCCACAUUACAGUGUAUCCGCACGAUGACCUGCGAAUAUGCACUGUGCUCGUUCUUUGUACCUGGUGAUAGGCAGGUGGUCAUAGGAACAAAGACAGGAAAGCUGCAGCUUUAUGACUUGGCCUCAGGAAAUCUGCUGGAGACAAUAGACGCACAUGAUGGAGCUUUAUGGUCCUUGUCUCUCUCUCCAGAUCAGCGUGGCUUUGUGACAGGUGGUGCAGAUAAAUCUGUCAAGUUCUGGGAUUUUGAGUUGGUAAAAGAUGAAAAUAGUACCCAGAAGAGACUUUCUGUGAAGCAAACCCGAACCUUGCAACUAGAUGAAGACGUCCUGUGUGUCAGUUAUUCUCCCAACCAAAAACUGUUGGCUGUGUCUUUGCUGGACUGUACUGUGAAAAUCUUCUAUGUUGACACUUUAAAGUUUUUUCUUUCACUCUAUGGACACAAACUGCCUGUUAUAUGCAUGGACAUUUCUUAUGAUGGAGCACUCAUAGCAACAGGCUCUGCCGACAGGAAUGUGAAAAUCUGGGGUUUGGACUUUGGGGACUGCCACAAGUCUCUCUUUGCACACGAUGACAGUGUGAUGUACCUACAGUUUGUGCCCAAGUCCCACCUCUUCUUCACCGCUGGGAAGGACCAUAAGAUUAAGCAGUGGGAUGCAGACAAAUUUGAACACAUACAGACUCUGGAGGGGCACCACCAGGAAAUCUGGUGCUUGGCCAUAAGCCCCAGUGGAGACUAUGUUGUGUCAUCGUCACAUGACAAAUCCCUGAGACUUUGGGAGAGAACAAGGGAGCCUCUUAUUCUUGAGGAAGAAAGGGAGAUGCAAAGGGAAGCAGAAUAUGAGGAGAGUGUGGCCAAAGAAGACCAACCUGUAGUUCCAGGAGAGACUCAAGGUGACAAUUACUUUACUGGAAAGAAAACUAUUGAAACGGUCAAAGCAGCUGAGAGGAUCAUGGAGGCUGUCGAGCUAUACCGAGAGGAGACUGCAAAAAGGAAGGAACACAAAGCCAUUUGUAAAGCUGCAGGGAAAGAGGUUCCUCUUCCCAUCAACCCCAUCCUCAUGGCUUAUGGCAAUAUCUCUCCUUCAGCUUAUGUGUUGGAGAUUUUUAAAGGAAUCAAGUCGAGUGAACUGGAAGAGUCUCUGCUUGUGCUACCUUUUUCUUAUGUCCCGGACAUCCUUAAGCUCUUUAAUGAAUUCAUCCAGCUGGGCUCUGAUAUUGAACUUCUGUGUAGGUGCCUCUUCUUUCUGCUCAGAAUUCACUUCGGGCAGAUCACUAGUAACCAAAUGCUUGUGCCAGUGAUUGAAAAGUUAAAGGAAACAACUAUUUCAAAAGUCAGCCAAGUCCGGGAUGUUAUUGGCUUCAACAUGGCAGGUCUUGAAUAUCUCAAGAGGGAAUGCGAGGCAAAAAGUGAAGUUAUGUUUUUUGCUGAUGCGACCAGCCAGUUGGAAGAAAAGAAGAGGAAGAGGAAAAAGAGGGAGAAGCUAAUUUUAACAUAUACUUAGAACUCAAAUGUGGUGCCCUUUUCUUUUUAUUUAAAAGGACUUCUAAACUAAGCAGUGGAAUUGGUGUCAACUUGGAAAUAACCAAGUAACAGAGCUUGUUGUGUUACAGAAGAUGUCAGGAUGUGGUUCCCAGCUUUGCCUGAGGAAAUGCCCAGUGUGGGACUGUGGGCUCUAUUUCUGGGCUUACGGCUUGAUAGUUUAAAAUCUCUCUGUGCCCUCGAAGGUUGAACCCUUCAGGAGUUGUUCCCAUUAUAUUCUAGCAGGGAACAACGAACUUUUUUUUAUUAGUUUUUGACUAGAGCUGAAAUGAACAUUUCUAAAGUUUUUCUUAUUUCUGUGAUAACAGAAGAUUUAAUGAUGUGUUACUCUUUGUAUUAUGUCUUACCGCCUACAGAGACUAUCAGGUGCACAAUUGAUUGCCCUCUCCCAUUAAAUGCAGAGUUGUGGACCUACAGAGCUAAAAAGGACCAUAAAAAUUCUCUAAAACAUCCUCCUUUAACUUCACCUCUUAGAGGUGGUUAUAUCUGUAUAUAAAAAUAUCUAAUUGCUAAUUUUUUCUACUUGUCUAGUUGUUUCUAAUUAAAGUGUAGUCAAGCUGAGAUGCCUUGCUGGGCUUCUGGGUGAUUAAUACCAUAGACAUACAUACAUACAUAUGUAUAUGCAUGGUAAGAGUUUGGGGAGGUGGGAAUAUUUUAGAAGAAAUGGACACAUUCCUUUGGGCCUGGCUUCUCUUUGUGGGAAGUUUUUAAGUUGCUACUCCAACUUCGUUGCAGUUCUGUGCAGAUUUCUCUGUCAUCUUUUUGUUGUUGUUGUUGUUUUAAGAUCUAUUUAAAUUCCAGUUAGUUAAUAUACAGUAUAAUAUUAGUCACACAUCCAGCACAUCGAUUCAGCACUUCCAUACAAUAUCUGGUCCUCAUCACAAGUGCCCUCCUUAAUCCCCAUCACCUUCACCGCCCCCCCCACCCCCCUCCCCUCCAGUAACCAUCAGUUUGUUCUCUAUAGUUAAGAGUCUGUUUCUUGGUUUGUCUCUUUUUUCCCCCUUUUGCUCUUUUGUUUUGUUUCUUAAAUUUCACAUAUGAAUAAAAUCAUAUGGUAUUUGUCUUUCCCUAACUGACUUUUGCUUAACGUAAUACUGUCUAAAUCCAUCCAUGUUGUUGCAAAUGGCACGAUUUCAUUCUUUUUUAUGGCUGAGUAAUAUUCCAUUGUGUGUGUAUAUACCAUAUCUUUAUUCAUUCAUCAGUCAAUGGACACUUGGUCUGUUUCCAGAUUUGGCAUGUAUCCCUUUGAAUUAGUAUUUUUGUAUCCUUUGGGUAAAUACCCAGUAGUGCAAUUGCUGGAUCAUAGGGUAGUUCUAUUUUUAAUUUUUUGAAGAAGCUCCAUACUGUUUUCCAGAGUGGCUGCCCCAGUUUGCAUUCCCACCAAUAGUGCAAGAGGGUUCUUCUUUCUCCUCAUUCCUGUCAACACUUCUUGUUUCUUGUGUUGUUAUUUUAGCCACUCUGACAGGUGUGAGGUAAUAUCUCAUUGUGGUUUUGAUUCACAUUUCUCUGAUAGUAAGUGAUGUUGAGCAUCUUUUCAUGUGUUGGCCAUCUGUAUGUCUUUGGAAAACUAUUCAUGUCUUCUGCACAUUUUUAAAUUGGAUUAUUUGUUUUGGGGUGUUGAAUUUGAUAAGUUCUUUAUAUAUUUUGGAUACUAACCCUUUAUCUGAUAAGGCAUUUGCAAAUAUCUUCUCUCAUUCUGUUGGUUGCCCUUUAGUUUUGUCAGCUUUUUCCUUCACUGUGCAGAAGCUUUUUAUUUUGAUGUAGUCCCAGUAGUUUAUUUUUGCUUUUAUUCCCCUUGCCUCAGGAGACAUAUCUAGAAAGAAGUUGCUGUGGCCGAUGUCAAAGAGGUUACUGCCUGUGUUUUCCUCCAGGAUUUUGAUGGUUUCCUGUCUCACAUUUAGGUCUUUAAUCCAUUUUGAAUUGAUUUUUAUGUUUGGUGUAAGAAAGUGGUCCAGUUUCUUUCUUUUGCGUGUUUCUGCCUGGUUUUCCCAACACCACUUGUUAAAGAGACCAUCUUUUGCCAUUGGAUGUUCUUACCUGCUUUGUCAAAGAUUAAUUGACCAUAUAGUUGUGGGUUCAUUUCCGGGUUUUCUCUUCUGUUCUAUUGCUCUAUGUGUCUAUUUUUGUGCCAGUACCAUACCUAGGUAUCUUGUUUUUGGUGCAGUUGUAAAUGGGAUCUAUUCCUUGAUUUCUCUUUCUGCUGCGUCGUUAUUGGUGUAUAGAAAUGCAACAGGUUUCUGACAUUGAUUUUGUAUCCUGCAACUCUACUGAAUUUGUUUAUCAGUCCUAGCAGUUUUUUAUCGGAGUCUUUCAGGUUUUCUGAUAGAGUAUCAUGUCAUCUACAAAUAGUGAAAGUUUUACUUCUUCCUUGUUAAUUUGGAUGACUUUUAUUUCUUUUUGUUGUCUGAUUGCUGUGGCUAGAACUUCAGUACUAUGUUGAAUAAAAGUGGUGAGAGUAGACAUCCCUGUCAUGUUCCUGACCAUAGAGGAAAAGCUCUCAGUUUUUCCCAUUGAGGAUGAUAUUAACUGUGGGUUUUUCAUAUAUGGUCUUUAUUAUGUUGAAAUAUGUUCCCUUGCUUUGUUGAGGGUUUUUAUCAUGAAUUGAUGUACUUUGUCAAAUGCUUUUUCUGAAUCUAUUGAAAGGCUCAUAUGGUUCUUAUCCUUUCUUUUAUUAAUGUGGUGUAUCACGAUUGAUUUGUGAAUAUGUUGAACCACCCUUGCAGCCCAGGAAUAAAUCCUACUUGAUCGUGGUGAAUGAUUCUUUUAAUGUACUGUUGGAUUCAGUUUGCUAGUAUUUUUUUUUUUUUUUUUUGAGAAUUUUUGCAUCCAUGUUCAUCAGGGAUAUUGGCCUAUAGUUCUCUUUUUUAGUGGAGUCUUUAUCUGGUUUUGGUAUCAGGGUAAUGCUGGCCUCAUAGAAUGGAUUUGGAAGUUUUCCUUCCUCUUCCAUUUUUUGGAACAGCUUGAGAAGAAUAGGUAUUAAUUCUUUAAAUGUUUGGUAGAAUUCCCCUGUGAAGCCAUCUGGCCCUGGACUUUUAUCAGUCUGUUCAAGUUUUCUAUUCUUGUUUCAGUUUUGGUAGUUUAUGUUUCUAGAAAUUUAUCCAUUUCUUCCAGGUUGUCCAGUUUGUUGGCAUAUAAUUUUUCAUAAUAUUCUCUUAUAAUUGUUAUUUCUCCUCUCUCAUUUGUGAUUUUGAGUCCUUUCUCUUUUUUUCUUGAUGUGUCUGGCUAGAGGUUUAUCAAUUUUAUUGAUUUUUUUUCAGCGAACCAGCUCCUACUUUUAUCAAUCUAUUUUUUUUUAGUUUCUUUUUUGUUAUUGUUGUUAAGAUUUUAUUUAUUUAUUUGACAGAGCGAGAGACAUGGUGAGAGAGGGGAACACAAGCAGGGGGAGUGGGAGAGGGAGAAGCAGGCUUCCCGCGGAGCAGGGAGCCCGAUGCGGGGCUCGAUCCCAGGACCCUGGGAUCAUGACCUGAGCCGAAGACAGAUGCUUAACAACUGAGCCACCCAGGCGCCCCUGUUUGUUUUGUUUUUUUUAGUUUAUAUAUCACUUAUUUCUGCUCUAAUUUUUAUUAUUUCCCUUAUGCUGGUUAGGCUUCAUUUGUUGUUCUUUUUCCAGCUCCUUUAGGUGUAAGGUUAGGUUGUUUAUUUGAAAUUUUUCUUGCUUCUUGAGGUGGGCCUGUAUUGCUAUGUGCUUCCCUCUUAGGACCACUUUUGCUGCAUCCCAAAGGUUUUGGACUGUUACAGUUUUGUUUUCAUUUGUUUCCAUGUAUUUUUGAUUUCCUGGUUAACCCAUUUAUUGUUUAGUAGCAUGUUUUUUAACCUCCAUGUAUUUGUGGUCUUUCCAGAUUUUUUCCUGUGGUUGACUUCUAGUUUCAUAGUAUUGUGGUCAGAAAAGGUGGAUAUGAUCUCAAUCUUUUUGUUUUUGUUGAAGCCUGUUUUGUGACCUAAUAUGUGAUCUGUUCUGGAGAAGGUUCCAUCUGCACUUGAAACGAAUGUGUAUUCUGCUUUAGGAUGGAAUGUUCUGAAUAUAUCUGUUAAGUCCAUCUGGUGCAGUGCAUCACUCAAAGCCAUUGUUUCCUUGUUGGUUUUCUGUUUAGGUGAUCUGUCCGUUAAUGUAAGUGGGGUAUUAAAGUCGCCUACUAUUAUGUGUUAUUAUCCAUAUAGUUCUUUUAUGUUUGUUAUUAAUUGUUUUAUAUAUUGGGCUUCUCCCAAUUUGGGGGCAUAAAUAUUUACAAUUGUUA